Messenger RNA from Armigeres subalbatus, 1084 nucleotides. It is a transcript of the gene wbl, whose product is annotated as protein windbeutel. Gene Ontology annotation, biological process: protein secretion. Gene Ontology annotation, cellular component: endoplasmic reticulum; endoplasmic reticulum lumen. The coding region runs from base 174 to 950 and encodes 258 amino acids. The record is from RefSeq and is a predicted model, not a curated record. Lineage: Eukaryota; Metazoa; Arthropoda; Insecta; Diptera; Culicidae. The transcript is spliced from 3 exons.
AGGUAAACGGUAAACAUACCCAACAUAUCCAGCCUGCAGUCACCAUCUAUCAGUCGGUGUGAGUGGUGUGAUCAGGAGAAUAGGUUGUGCAAAUACUUGCCGGUACGACCAGAACAUAAAGUGACGAUUUUAUUUUUAUAUGGGUUGACAUAGAUUUUGCAAUCACAAGAGACAUGUAUCGACUAAUAGCAAUUCCCUUACUCGUAACAUUCUACACUGGGGUGACUUGGGCCUCCAACGGCUGUGUAGAACUGGACAAGUUGAGCUUCGAUAAAAUAGUCAAACGAUUCAGCUAUACGUUGGUCAAGUUCGACGUCGCAUUUCCGUACGGCGAGAAGCAUGAAGCAUUUACUAGUUUCGCACUGGAAAGCAAUGAGGACCUGGAUGACUUGCUCUUCGCCUUGGUUGGCAUUAAGGACUAUGGAGAAAAGGAAAACGCAGACCUGGGAAAGCGGUUCAAUAUUCCAGAAAAAUACCCCGUCAUAAAGCUGUUCAACAACGACACCUUGGACAAGUAUGUGGACUAUCCGGAAGACGACCCCAUCACGGUCGAAAACCUGCGUAAAUUCAUCAGCGCAAACACUGAUCUGUACAUCGGGUUGCCGGGCUGUUUAAAGGAAGUAGACGAGCUGGCCGCAAAGUUCUCCUGCCCCAAAAAUUCGAAAGAAGCGUUGCUUCAGAUCUAUUCCAAGGUAGAACAAAUGAAGGCCCUCUUCGAUUCAGAGAAAGCACAGAAAUCAUUCCAGAUAUAUUUGGCUCUAAUGAGGAAAAUGACACAAUCGGAUCAGUCGGUCAAAGAAUAUAUCCAGAAAGAGAAGGAACGCGUCACUCACCUACUGAAGGAUAAACUGAGUGACAAUCAGAGAGCUCUUUUCAAUUUAAGACUGAACAUAAUGAAUUCGUUCAAGCCCGGAAAAGUGGUAAACGAAGCGGUCAGUGAUGAACUAUAAGUUGCAAUUGUGUAUCCUGGAGCUAUCUUGCCCAAAUCACGUUUUAGUGUUCUCAAAUUGAUUCUCAUUCAUUAAUAGCGCUUAGCUUGUGCUUUUAGACAUGCUGCUUCAAUAAAGAUCAGUACAUGAACAUA